AUGGCAAGCACGGACCUGGUUGUGUUCUUUCUGGCACUGAUGGUGGUGUGUCUGAGAUUGUGGCACACAGCCACAUCUCUCUCCAGGGACAUUACCACCACCAUCAGAGGAGACAUCCUACUGAAGAGUUUGCUAAGCAUUGCGAGCACGCCGCACACAGGAAACAUGAGGGUGAUGCGGCAGGUGCUCAGCAUGUACAUCAACAGGGUUAGGUUAGCUGCAAUGUGUCUCCAAGCAGAAGGUUGUAUAGCAGGAUGUCACGGUAUUUUACAAGCCAAUGUUACCACAGGGUUAAGCCUUGCGGAACGAACAGUUUCUGCCAGCUUGACUACCUCCUUUUGCUUGAUUUUACUAUUUCUCAAUGGGAUCAUGUUGUUCACUUUGAGUAACAGAUGUAUGUUUCGGGAGACAUCGCGCUACAUCCUGCUGUAUAACCUGUUGCUCGGGGACACGCUGCAACUGGUCGUCUCUCAACUGAUGUAUUGUUUGACCUCCUUUCGCAUCACCCUAACGUAUCCUGCGUGUGGUAUACUGGUCCUUCUCGGUAAUCUCUUCAGUAAGAUUUCUCCUUUGGUUCUGGUGGCUAUGUCGCUGGAGAGAUAUGUGGCUGUGUGCCACCCUCUCAGACACGCCUCCAUCAUGACCAGAGGGAACACAGUGAGGACCAUGCUUGGAAUGUGGACCGUAUGUUUUAUAAUUCUUCUGAUUCAAGACCUAUUAAUUUUGAUGUUUCCUUUUGAACAGCUGGAGAGUCUCCAAAUGACACAGCCAUGCAAUUCCAUCGCUAUGUCCCUCCUGCCAAUGACUGAAAUGUUCCAAAAUACCUACUCGGUUUUUGUGUUCUUUGUUGCAGGCCUGGCCAACAUUUCCAGCUACGUUGGCAUAGUCAUAGCAGCCAGAUCGGCAGCCACGGACAAAGUCUCUGCGCGUAAAGCAAAAAGCACAUUGCUGCUGCACCUGGUGCAGCUAAGCCUCAGCCUUUUGUCUGUGAUCUACCCCAACAUCCUCGUAAUUCUCUCAACUUUGUUGAACUGGGUAGCUUUUAACCAAAUACAGAUCUUUCUGUUUGUGUGCUUUUUCUUACUGCCCAGAUCUCUGAGCUCACUCGUCUAUGGGCUGAGAGAUCAAAGCCUCCGAAUUGAACUCCUCUAUCUAUUCUGCUGUCGCACCAAAGGGCCGGUCAAAGCUGUUGUGUCCUAAGAGCAUUAUUCUUUCCUUCUGCCGCUGCAUUCAAACCUUACAAACGCUACAGCUUUCAACUCCGAGAAACAUUUGGACUACAUGUAUAAGUUCUACCUUUUGUCAUCACAUUUAUUUGUCAUUAGUGUUCAUCGGCUGAAAACAGGGCGUGUCCGUACAAAUCUAUUGUAAUACGCAUAAAACAAACAGCUACAGAAUUUCAGCGAUGUCUGACACUGACUUGUGGGAGGAAAAAGGCUCUAGUGUGAUGUGAAAUGCUUAAUGUGACUCUAUUUUAUAUUUGUAAUGACAUGUUUUCAAACUAGUUUGUUCUCAUGUAUACUUAGAAUUGCUGACUUGAAGAAUUACACGUGUUAGUCUACAAGGUGUACAUUUAUUGUGAUUUUAUGA
This is a messenger RNA of Corythoichthys intestinalis (scribbled pipefish), 1590 nucleotides long. Its product is annotated as odorant receptor 131-2-like. Gene Ontology annotation, molecular function: G protein-coupled receptor activity; odorant binding; olfactory receptor activity. Gene Ontology annotation, cellular component: membrane. Bases 1 to 1200 code for a protein of 399 amino acids. Gene Ontology annotation, biological process: detection of chemical stimulus involved in sensory perception of smell; G protein-coupled receptor signaling pathway. The record is from RefSeq and is a predicted model, not a curated record. NCBI's taxonomy places the organism in Eukaryota, Metazoa, Chordata, Actinopteri, Syngnathiformes, Syngnathidae. The transcript is spliced from 2 exons.